Molecule: messenger RNA, 1907 nt
Organism: Pelecanus crispus (Dalmatian pelican)
Lineage: Eukaryota; Metazoa; Chordata; Aves; Pelecaniformes; Pelecanidae
Source: RefSeq, a predicted model, not a curated record
CUGGAAAUAUAAACACUUUUAUGAAGGAAGGAUUAUCCAAUGUCUCCACUCUCCUUGUGAAUGAAGAAACCAAUACCUUAUUUGUUGGAGGCAGAGAUGCAGUAUUUGCUCUUGAUUUGAAUAAUAUUUCUAGAGAAAUAGCCAGGAUAAGAUGCCAGAACUACAUCCUCUUCCUCCAUAAGAUAAAUGACUCCAACCUAUAUGUUUGUGGAACCAACGCAUAUCACCCAACUUGUGAUCACAUGGUUAUCGAUGGGACGAACAUAAGCUUGCAAGGAAGAGCUGAAGAGAGCAGAGGGAAGUGUCCAUUCGAACCCACUCUAAAGUAUGCGUCUGUUUUUGUAGAUGGGGAAUUUUAUUCAGCUACUUCAAAUAAUUUCCUGGGAACAGAACCUAUAAUACUUCGCAGCAUGAGAAAUCCUGUAAGAACGGAGUUUAAAACAUCAUGGCUAAAUGAACCAAGCUUUGUCAACAUGGAAAUAGUGCAUGAAAGUGAAUCUAAUCCAAAUGGAGACGAUGAUAAAAUUUAUGUGUUCUUCACUGAAACAGCUGUUGAAUUUGAAUUUUAUGACAAGCUUCUGGUGUCCAGAAUUGCCCGUAUCUGCAGAGGUGAUCUUGGUGGAAAACGCAUAUUGCAGAGAAGAUGGACAUCAUUUUUAAAAUCCCGCCUUUCCUGUUCCGUUCCAGAAUUAAACUUCCAUUUCAAUAUUGUCCAGGACAUCUUUUUACUUAGGAGAAGAAAGUGGCAGGACAGCGUAUUUUAUGGAAUUUUUUCCCAACAAUGGGGAAGAUUAGACAUAUCAGCUGUUUGUGCAUACAGUAUGAAAAAGAUUCAGGAAGUCUUCUCCAAAGGAAGCUACAAAGGACCAGUAACUGUAGACCAUUCCCCUGUGAAGUGGAUGGUAUACAGGGGAGAAGUGCCAGUUCCACGUCCUGGUGCUUGCAUUGAUAAUUUUGCCCGGAGUAUUGGGUAUAAUACUUCUUCUGACUUGCCUGACAAAGUUUUGCAGUUUGUUAGAGAUCACCCUCUAAUGGAUAAUUCUGUAAAUCCAAUUGGUAAUCGACCGGUGCUGCUGAAGAGAGGUUCAAACUAUACCAGGAUCGUAGUAGACAGAGUCACUGGCCUAGAUAAACAAACAUACGAUGUUAUGUUUCUAGGAACAGAUGAUGGAUAUUUGCAUAAAGCUUUCAGUUGUGAUGGGGAAAUGUUCAUUGUGGAAGAGCUACAGCUGUUUCCGUCUCCUGAGCCUGUACAAUCUCUCCAGCUGUCUUCUGACAAGGGAAUGCUCUAUGUAGGGUCCCCAUCUCAAGUGGUGCAGCUCCCAGUUUCUGCGUGCCACCGAUACAAGUACUGCUUGGAUUGCAUCCUGGCGAGGGAUCCUUACUGCGCAUGGUCUCAGUCUGCUAAUGAAUGUGUUCUACUGGCAAAUCAAACUGGUCGUACGAAGAAUUUAAUUCAAAGUGUGAAAUAUGGGGAUGCUUCCAGCUGCCUUAGUGUAGAAAACAGUGUGAGAAAAUGUCUCUUUACCCUUGGAAACAAUGUUCAUCUUAAAUGUGUUCCUCUGUCGAAUCUGGCAAGCGUAGUGUGGAAGUUUAAUGGGAGCAGACUCCAGGCCGAGGACUCUAAAUAUCUCCUCUAUGAUGGAGGAAUAGCAAUAUUUAAUGUGACAGUGGAUGCGGCUGGAUUCUAUGAUUGUCUCUCGGUAGAGAAAUCCAAAGGGAAGGAAUUCCUUAUCACUGUGGCCCGCUAUGCCCUUUAUGCCCAAGAAAAGACAGAGGAAGCAAAUGUCAUUGCUGCAGCAAAGCAGCGUAAUGAAGCAGGAGCUGAGGGUUUUCAGUCUUCAGUACCACCUUUACUGAACGAGGCAGCAAAACAGCUAUCUGUGGACAGCCAAAGGGAGAAGCUG